Molecule: messenger RNA, 1899 nt
Organism: Styela clava
Lineage: Eukaryota; Metazoa; Chordata; Ascidiacea; Stolidobranchia; Styelidae
Product: GATOR1 complex protein NPRL3-like
Biological process (GO): positive regulation of autophagy; negative regulation of TORC1 signaling; TORC1 signaling
Cellular component (GO): GATOR1 complex
Source: RefSeq, a predicted model, not a curated record
CAAUACUGUAAUUAUUUUUUUUCAGUGUUUUCAGUUAUGAGUGGAAGUGAUCAACCAUGGAUACCAUUAAGUAUCAUGUUAUCAAUGUAUGGCAGUAGAAUAACCAGUAAGCUGUUGUUCAGAUAUCCAUACAAUAAAUCUCAAAGUGAUACUCAGCCAUUGUCUUCCUACAAACAACUGACAUCAUCAACUUUUCAUCUAAACAGGCAACAUGGGUCAGUGUCUGAUGAUUCGGACGAUGUAAAAAAGGCACCAAGAAAUGAAGCAGAGCAGUUGGAUUCUUUCAGUGAUGAACUACUAGCAACUAUACUCAGUCCUGGAAACACCAAGAUUUGUGGAAAAAAGUUUGACCUAAAGACGAAUGGAAUCCGUUUUGUAGGUUUCCCUUUGGUUAUUGACCAAUUCAGCAGUGUAUUAUCAAAGUUUGAUAUUUUGGAAAAAUAUAGGCAACACAACAAAGAGCAUGAAGGUUGUAAGAAAAAGGAAGAUUCUACACUUUUGUCAUUCAACAUUGUGUUUGUAUUAAAAGCGGUAGCGGAGUACACCAUAGUUGAAAAGUACCAAGAGUUGGCACUACAACUUGGUCUUGCCUUGCGAUUUGAAGAAAAAUGUUCCGAUUACUUGACCCACGAAACAAGGCUUAUGCUGUCAGUGCAUGACGAGAUGUCCUUAGAAUCUGAGUGUAUGGCAGAGCCUGAACACGCCUAUAAAACUAUAUUAGAAAAAUCCCACCUGGCCGACCAGCUUCACAUCAUAUUCAAUAGUAUUUGUCAAACAGGUAUCCUGUCUGUUAAAGUAAACAAUUCAACACAUAUUAGUUUUUGUUUGCCUCACAAAGUUCAUAAUAUGGCUUCGUAUGGACAAAAUACAAUAUCUGUUUCUUUCAUUGAAAAAGCUAUAGAAAAAAUAAGGCCAUAUCAUGGCAUUCUCAUAUUUGACAAAAAGGAAAUAUGGUCGACUUUACCAGAUGAUUAUACUCCAUCUCUUACAAGAUUAUUAACAGUUUACGAACCAACAAAAUCGCUCCAAUGUACUGCAUCUGAUGCAGAUUUGCCGCUAACUCAAAUUUAUACCUUAACGUCACAAUUGGUAUAUUGGGGUAAAGCGUGUAUUAUAUAUCCGCUAUGCGAUUCAAAUAUCUAUGUUAUUGCGCCAUCAGCAGAACUAAAUCCAAAUUCAGAAGCAGCGAGAUCUUUUUACAUGAGGUUCAACCAUGAUAUGGUGGAUGUGUUGUCAAAUUUUUCACUACCAGUUCGUCUCAGUGAUUUCCAAACUCCACACGGACUAUUUUAUGGUGAAGAAGAUAAGCUAGCUCAAGUUGUGUUUUGGCUCUUGCAACAUCGGUUUUUAAUACAAAUGCACACUUUUAUAUAUUUCUGCCCUGUUGAGGCUGACCAACAGUCUACUAUGAGCGAGCAGAAGCCUCCGAUUCAAAAUAUAGAGACUCGUUCAAUUAUUGCAGGAUUGCCCUGGAAGCAAAGGAAAGCAAUUAUGGAUGUCCAUGCAUCCAAUAGCGCUAAAGAUUUGAGAUUAUUUAUAAAUUUGUUGAAAUAUUUUGAUGGAAACUGUCACAUGGAAGAAAUAAUGUAUAAUGAAAAUUUAUCAAGAACUCAGUUGCUGGCUUUGUUGGAUAAAUUUUCACCUGUUUUAUUAACAACUUCAAGGGAAGAUUCAACUACUGCUGCAUUUUGUAUGGGUUUGAUAUAGAUUGUCUUCACUUUAUGCAUGCAAUUACAAUUUACAUUUUGAGAAAACUGGUUUACUGAUAACAACCUAUUGGCUAAACUACAUCAACAGCAAGAAUUUGAAUUCGUACCCUAUUUGGAGAUCAAAUUGCCAUUAAUCGAAAUAUAGUUUUCAAAAUCUGAUUAACCAGCUCUAAAACUUAUAUCUCUGUUG